AUGUCUUUAUUUGGUGAAUAUCCUUGUGAUCAUGUUCCGUAUCCGCCGAGUUACAUCUCUUUUACAACAGCGACAGUGUCUUCCGUUUUGUGUUUGGUAACCAUAACAGGAAACAUUCUCGUUGUGUUAGCCAUCUUUAUCGACCCAAACAAGGAUCUCAGAUCGCCCUUUAACUCAUUUGUAGCCAACUUAGCAAUCGCUGAUCUUCUGGUUGGAUUUGUGGUCGAUCCACUGGCGAUAGCGUAUCACGUGAGCGAGGGAACGGCGAAAAAAUACCCAGCCGCUCUUGUCUUCAUCCACAUUCCUUACUUCGUUUCUUGCACAGCUUCAGUUCUCAGCCUUGGGGCCUUAACAAUGGAUCGAUUUUUCGCACUGACUUCACCGGUGUCUUACCGAACAAAGCUAAAUCCUAAACGAGCUAGUUUUGUGGCUGCAGGCAUAUGGGCUUUCUCCCUUAGCUUUCCUUUUGUGUACAUCGUGACCGGAUACCUCACCUACUCGUUCGUCUUCAUUCACACCGUGAUCAUUGCCACAUUUCUGGUUAUGUUACUGACUUACGUGAAAAUAUUUCGCGUGUUUAAAGAUCAGGUUAAACAGUGGGACUCGUUGGAUCAGACUAAUUCUGACAAUCAAGCCAAGAGACAAGCAGUAAAAUGGGAGCAGAAAGUAACCAAAACAUUUAUGAUUAUGUUGGGGUUAUUUUUGGCAUGUUAUCUCCCUUCCUGCAUUUGUAUUUACAUCAUCAACCUUUGCUCAUACUGCAGCUGUAAUUUGAUUCAUUGGGCAAGGGAUCUUCCUUUCCUUUUUAUUUUGGCCAAUUCAGCAGUGAACCCGUUUGUUUACGCGUGGCGAUUUGAAAAUUUCAGAAAGGCAAUUGCCAAGCUCUUCUCCUGCCUGAAAUGUAGUGGUAGUUCAAGGUCCAGAACAAUUUACUUCGACAAUUUGGCCAUGGAAAGUAGAAGUUCCGGUUCGUAA
This is a messenger RNA of Porites evermanni, 975 nucleotides long. Lineage: Eukaryota; Metazoa; Cnidaria; Anthozoa; Scleractinia; Poritidae. The record is from the annotation of a GenBank genome assembly.